AUGAAUGUGACAGCAGAUCAAUUUAGAACCACGGACACUUACCAGGAAGCUUUUGCAAAAAACAUUGUUAUUGUCUCUCUUGCUCUAAUCAUUAAUGGCAUAAAUGGAAUGUUGGUGGUCAUAUUUGUCCGCAACCCUGUAUUUCACAAAGACCCUAGAUAUAUUUUAUACAUUAACCUUGUCAUCAAUGACAUUCUCAUGAUUUGCAUAUCAGUUACUUUGUAUGUUUUGACUUAUGCAUGGCCUUACGUGAACGUUUCUUUUUGUUUCCUGCUAAUGGCAAUAGGUUCAACUACUCAUAUGAACACUCCUGUGAUUUUGGCUGGCAUGGCAAUAGAACGUUACAUUGCUGUCUGUAAACCAUUGCAUCACUCUCAGAUCUGCACACUGAAUAGGACCUACAUCCUCAUUUGUGUGAUAUGGGGUAUUGGAGCUAUUCCUGCAGUAAUUGAUGUUAUUAUUGUCAUUGCAUUGCAACCCAGUUCUUAUUUUAACUCUCUUACCUACUGCCAGCCAAUUAUUGUAUACAACUCAAAGUAUCAUAUGCAAAAGACCAUUGGUGCACAGACCAUUUACAUGCCUAUUGUGUGGAUAACCCUGUUCUAUACUUACUUCAGAGUUCUUUUUACAGCCAAAGUAGCCUCAUCUGUCCAUCAUCAAAGUUCAGCUAAAAAGGCGCGCAAUACAAUCCUGUUACAUGGUGGUCAGUUACUUCUCUGCAUGUUGUCUUACGUAACCCCUGUAUUGGAUCUGAUGCUUAUUCCAUUUUUCCCAUCUCAUCGAACUAAAAUCACCUUCUUUAAUUAUCUGCUCACAAACAUUGUGCCAAGACUCCUGAGUCCUCUGAUUUAUGGAGUUCGAGACCAGAAAUUUGUGAGUCAUAUCAAACGCUAUUUUUCUUGUGAACUGGUUAUUGUAAAGGUUGCAGCUUAG
Colossoma macropomum (tambaqui) is the source of this 933-nucleotide messenger RNA. Its product is annotated as odorant receptor 131-2-like. Lineage: Eukaryota; Metazoa; Chordata; Actinopteri; Characiformes; Serrasalmidae. The transcript has a single exon. Gene Ontology annotation, cellular component: membrane. Gene Ontology annotation, biological process: G protein-coupled receptor signaling pathway. Gene Ontology annotation, molecular function: G protein-coupled receptor activity. The record is from RefSeq and is a predicted model, not a curated record. Bases 1 to 933 code for a protein of 310 amino acids.